AUGAAGCUCCUGUCAGUCGCAGCGGUCGUAUCCGGUCUGCUGUCGCCCGUCAUUGCUGCCGCGUCCCAGAGCGCCAAGCUGCCCGCCGACUUUAAGCCGCCCCAGGUGUUCAGGAACGCCAACCUGGUGCACGUCAUCUCGCUCGAGAAGAAUUACGCCAAGGAGCAGAUCAAUGUUGCCAUUGAGAACGUGUCGAAGGAGCCGCAGAACGAAUACUACGUUCCAUUCAUCUCGUCGCAGAUUGCCCGCGUCGGCGGCUUCGAGGUAAAGGACCGCAAGGACGACAGCGCUGGCCCGUUUGCAGUCGACGUGGUUGAAUACGACCCCAACAGUGAUACACAAUACUACCGAAUUCGUCUCCCCAGCCCGCUCAAGGCCGGCGCCCAGCAAACCCUCGGCAUCACCUUCUUCUACCUCGACGCGUACCGCCCGCUCCCCGCCACGAUCGAACAGGACGAGGCGCAAUACCUGGUCCACGACUUUUCUGUCUUCGCCCCGUCUGCGUACAAGACGAGCAAGCAAAAGACGGAAGUCAAGUCUGCGUCCGCUACCAUCCCUGACUACACCAAGAUCGACAAUUCGCCUCAGAAGCAGGGCAGCAAGCUGAUCUACGGACCCUUUGACGAGCAGCCCGCCGGCGCUGUAUCACCCGCCCGGGUCCGCUUCGAGUUCGCCAAGCCCGUCACGCAUGUCUCCCGGCUGGACCGCGAGGUCGAGGUCAGCCACUGGGGCGGCAACGUCGCCUUCGAGGAGCACUACGUGUUGGAGCACCGCGGUGCCAACCUCUCGACGCCCUUCAGCCGUGCCAAGUGGACGCAGUCGCAGUACUUCAACCGCGGCGCCACGGCCGCGCUCAAGGAGCUGCGCGUCCCGCUGCAGGUUGGCGUGGCAGACCCCUACUUCACCGACGUCAUCGGCAACGUGUCCACCUCGCGCUUCCGGAGCAACAAGCGCGAGGCCCUCCUCGAGCUGAAGCCGCGCUACCCCAUCUUUGGCGGCUGGAAGUACCCCUUCACGAUCGGCUGGAACAUUGACGCGGCCAGCAUUGUGCGCAGCACGGCCGCGGGCGGUAACGUGCUCAAGGUGCCUUUCCUGGAGGGGCCCAAGCAGGCCGAGGGUGUCGAGUAUGGCCGCGUCAACCUGCGUGUUCUUCUACCCGAGGGUGCAGAGAACGUCAAGUUCUCCACCGACAUCCCCGAGUCGUCCAUUACCGAGACGUCUGUCGACGUCGUCAAGACGUAUCUGGACACUGUCGGCCGCACGUCGGUCACCAUCAAAGCGGCCAACCUGGUCGACGAGUUCCGUGACCGCCACCUUAUCAUUUCCUACGAGGUCACGCUUCUAUCAUCGCUGCGCAAGCCUGUUGUGAUUUUCGCGAGCAUGAUGUCGCUGUAUUUCACGGCUUGGGCUAUUGGAAACAUCAAGGUUGGAUUUGGCAAGAAAUAA
Molecule: messenger RNA, 1446 nt
Organism: Cordyceps fumosorosea ARSEF 2679
Lineage: Eukaryota; Fungi; Ascomycota; Sordariomycetes; Hypocreales; Cordycipitaceae
Product: oligosaccharyltransferase alpha subunit
Exons: 3
Coding region: 1-1446 (481 amino acids)
Cellular component (GO): membrane; oligosaccharyltransferase complex
Source: RefSeq, a predicted model, not a curated record